AUGGGAGGACUAUUGCGUGAAAGAGGAGGGCUACGUCGUGAUUGGGAGCAUGUUUUGGAUGAUUCUAAAUGGUCAGUAACUAAAAUGCCCCUAGAGAUCAACUAUACAGUAUACUUAAGCUAUGAAUAUAUGCCUUCAUAUUUGAAGCAGUGCUUUCUAUACUACUCUCUUCUUCCUAAAAGUAAACCUUAUAAUAUGGAUCAAGUAGUAGCAAUGUGGAUGAGCGAAGGUUUUCUUCAUGGAAACUCCAGUGAUUUAGAAGAAUUGGGAAGAAAUUACUACAAGGAGUUGCUAUCCAGGAACCUUAUAGAGCCAGAUAAAUUGUAUGUUGCUCCAUGGAUUUCCAGCAUGCAUGAUAUUGUUCGCUCAUUUGCUCAUUACAUGACUAAGUAUGAAGCACUUAUAGCUCAAGAUGGAGAAAAUGAUAUUCUUACUAAACUUAGUUCACAAAAGUUUCUUCGGUUGACCAUAGAAACCAAUCAAUUGCAAUCAGAUGAAGUUGACUGGAAAUCUCUACAUGAGCAACAAUCGUUGAGAAAAUUAAUCUCAACUAUCCAGAUCAAGAUGAAACCUGGUGAUUCAUUUAUUAUGUUUUCUAGUCUGCGGACUCUACAUAUAGAAUUUGCUAAUGUGGUUUCAUUGGUUGAAUCGUUGCAUCAACUCAAGCACCUGAGGUAUUUGAAGCUAGUAAAUACCAAUAUAUCUGUACUUCUAGGGGACAUUGGCAAGAUGAAACUAUUGCAAUUCCUUGACCUUCAUGGAUGUGAAAAUUUGGUGAAUCUUCCUGGUAGCAUUGUGAAACUUGGCCAGCUGAGGUUACUUGAGCUUCCCAGUUUAAGUGUGAUACCUAGAGGGUUCCGUACCCUAACAAAUAUGAGGAAACUAAAUUGGUUUCGAGCCCACAUGGAUGGUGAAUGGUGCAGUUUGGAUGAGUUAGAGUCUCUUUCCCAACUCAGGUUCCUUACUUUAUAUGAAUUGGAGAACGUAUCUGCUGCCCCAUGUGCUGCUAAUGCUAGGCUUGGUGAUAAAAAGCAUCUUAUCAGAUUGUCUUUAUUCUGCACCAGCAGACUGGAAAAUGAUGGGUUGAUAAAAGAGAAAGAAGGUGUCCCUGAGGAAGAGCAGCGGCGAAUCAAGAAGGUGUUCAAUGAGCUCUCCCCUCCACACAGUAUAGAUAAUAUUAUAAUUGGUGGUUAUUUUGGCAAGCAACUCCCAACUUGGAUGAUGUCUGCGUCCAUGGUGCCCCUCAAUAACUUGACAUAUAUUAUGUUUGUUGACUUGGCUUGCUGCACACAACUUCCCGAUGGGUUGUGUCAGCUCCCGAACCUGCAGUUCUUUAAGGUAGACCGUGCUCCAUGCAUCAGGCGUGUUGAGGCUGAAUUCUUGCAGGCGGCGGCAACUCCAUUUCCAAGGUUAAAUGAGAUGUACUUACUAGGAAUGGUGCAAUGGGAAGAGUGGGAGUGGGAGGAGCAAGUACAAGCCAUGCCUAGGUUGGAGAAGCUUAUGCUCAGGAAAUGCAAACUGAGGCAUAUUCCUACAGGCGUUGCCACCAAUGCAAGGGCUUUGAAGGAAUUAUUCCUACAAGACAUUCAACACCUCAACUACCUUGAGAGCUUUUCUUCUGUUGUUGAGCUUACAAUGCUUCGAAUCCCCGACAUGGAGAGGAUCACUAAUCUCCCCAAUCUGCAGAAGCUCACGAUCACCGAUUGCCCAAAGCUGAAGGUGCUAGAAAGUAUCCCCGCACUUGAGAGGCUGAUCCUGCAGGAUUAUGUCAUGGAAGAACUCCCCAAAUACAUGCGGGAUAUAAAAUCCAAGGCAUUUGCAGCUAUUUUGCAGGAUAUGGCUGCUAUCUUCGUUAGCCACGGGACAAUCUGGUCCUGA
This is a messenger RNA of Triticum turgidum subsp. durum (durum wheat), 1878 nucleotides long. Lineage: Eukaryota; Viridiplantae; Streptophyta; Magnoliopsida; Poales; Poaceae. The record is from the annotation of a GenBank genome assembly.